Messenger RNA from Thlaspi arvense, 1503 nucleotides. NCBI's taxonomy places the organism in Eukaryota, Viridiplantae, Streptophyta, Magnoliopsida, Brassicales, Brassicaceae. The record is from the annotation of a GenBank genome assembly.
AUGGACUCUGAUGUUUGGUUGAGGGGAAGGCCUGAAUCAUGUGGUGCAUCAAGUUCUAAAGCAUGUAGGGAGAAGUUGCGGAGGGAUAGGCUAAAUGACAAGUUCAUGGAAUUGGGGUCUAUCCUUGAUCCUGGAAGGCCUCCUAAGAUAGACAAGGCUGCUAUUUUGGUUGAUGCUGCUCGAAUGGUGACUCAGCUGAGGGGUGAAGCUCAGAAGCUGAAAGAUUCAACUUUGAGUCUGCAGGAGAAGAUUAAAGAGCUGAAGGCUGAGAAGAAUGAGCUUCGAGAUGAGAAGCAGAGGCUGAAGGCUGAGAAAGAGAAGCUGGAGCAACAACUGAAGACAAUGAAUGCCCAACCUGGGUUCCUGCCUCCACCUUCUGCUAUCCCAGCUGCCUUUGCUGCUCAAGGCCAAGCUGCGGGCAACAAAUUGGUUCCAGUCAUUAGCUACCCAGGGGUUGCCAUGUGGCAGUUCAUGCCACCUGCUGCUGUGGAUACUUCGCAGGAUCACGUGCUCCGCCCACCUCUUGCUGCACUUUUGCAGUGCAUACAGCUGCCUCUGAGGGAGGGAAUUGUGGGAGGGCAGAUAAAGUCCAGUUGGCAUCUUUUAUUCAUCAUUCCCACAUCUCUCUUGUCCCCUCAAAAUCUCCCCCGCACCACAAAAAUUGUUCUUCUAUCCACUCGGCCUUCUAUCUCCUCCCCUACUCCACCCACCUCCAAAGAAGAGGCGAUCCUCCAAGCCAAAACCUCCCUCUCCGCCAUCCUCGAGAAGCCCCUCAACAAUCCCAAGCUGGCCGGAAAACUCAAGAAGCUGAAACAACCCAGACUCCGCGUCGAAAUUCCGGUAGUCGACGACGACUCGCCGGUGUCACUGACCCAGCUGGCUCUCCAAGUGUUCGGCGACUUACCCAUCAAAAGAAAAGGCUCUCCCGUUAAAGUUCUAAUCCUAUGGCGAAAUCCCAAUUUAACAGAAAUUGCAAAUGAAACUUUUGACUCAAAUUUAGUCGAACAUUCGGACAUUUCAUCCUAUGCUAGCAAUUAUGAUGCCAGAGAUCUCAAUUCUGCUGACGUGGGAGUGUUUUUGGCACCAGAAACUUCGCAAUUGGAAGUUAUGGAAAGGAUUAGCGACAUUUUGUACCCAAAGCCAGUGGUGAUUUUUAAUCCCAGAUGGGGUUUUGAGGAGGAAAACAGUUUUCAGGGCUUGGGUGGCUUUGUGCGUUCAUUCGAGGUGGUUUAUUCAUUCAUGGGCUUGGAGGUUAGAGGAGUUCUGAGUAAGAGAAAAGGUGUGAUUUUCAAGUGUGUUAGACAUGGGGUUUUGAGUGGAGAGAAGUGGAGUGUCUUGGUUGAAGAAGAAGGAGAACUGAAACUGGUUUCUAGUUUCAAGGCACGGCCAUCAAUCACUGAAGUUGAGACUGUCUUGUACAAUUUGAUGGCUAUUAACUCUCCCAUUACAAAGUCUGCCAAGUUUUUGAAGGAUUUGGUAUCAAAUGUAACUGGUAAAAAGUAA